Molecule: messenger RNA, 16613 nt
Organism: Peromyscus maniculatus bairdii (prairie deer mouse)
Lineage: Eukaryota; Metazoa; Chordata; Mammalia; Rodentia; Cricetidae
Source: RefSeq, a predicted model, not a curated record
GUUGUUACCAAGGAGACCGAGGCCAUGAGGAUCCCUGGUCCUUAGGCCACCUCCGAGGUCCCCCAUGGCUCCUCCAGUUUGGAUUCUGAUGCUGCUGGUGGGGGCUGCCUGGGGCCAGGACCAAGUAACUGCCUCUGUAUGGAGACAGAACUCUCUGGACCCAAAAGCGAUGGUGCACACUUCGAGGGAGAGUUCCAUUGUCUCGAAGUGUGACUUUGAAGAUAAUUCCAGACCUUUCUGUGACUGGUCUCAAAUGUCUGCAGAUGAUGGGGACUGGGUUCGAACUACUGGGCCCUCCAGCACGGGUACUUCUGGCCCCCCAGGGGGCUACCCCAAUGGAGAGGGCUACUACCUGCACAUGGAUGCCAACAACUUCCCUCGGGGCGGGGUGGCUCGUUUGCGCAGCCCUGACAUAUGGGAGCAAGGUCCACUCUGCAUCCGUUUCGCCUACCACAUGUUUGGGCUGUCAUGGGGUGCCCAGCUCAGACUGCUACUGCUCAGGGGCCGGAAGCACCCCCGGCCCAACGUGCUCUGGAAACACUUGAACACCCAGAGUCCCUCUUGGAUGCCCACCGCUGUCACUGUGCCAGCAGACCGUGAUAUACCAAGCUGGCUGAUGUUUGAGGGCAUGAGGGGAAAUACCGCCUACCUGGACAUCUCUCUGGAUGGCCUCUCAAUCCGGCGGGGUACCUGCAACCGGAUCUGCAUGUCCCAGAUGUGCACCUUUGAUACUCUAAAUGAUCUCUGCGGAUGGAGCUGGGUCCCAACUGCCACCGGGGCUAAGUGGACCCAGAAGAAGGGAUCAUCGGGGGAGUUUGGUGUGGGGCCUGAUGAUGACUUCUCCAGCCCUGGUAGUGGCUACUACAUGCUCCUGGACUCCGCGAACGCUAGGCCAGGACAGAAAGCCGUGCUUCUGAGUCCCCUGAGCCAUUCCAGUGGCUGUCUGACCCUGUCUUUCAGCUACAUCAUGCGCGGCCGGUCGCCUGGCGAGGGCCUUUUCGUCUAUGCUACAUUCUUGGGCAACAUCCGGAAACACACUCUCUUCUCAGGACACCCCGGACCCAACUGGCAGUCUGUGUCUGUCAAUUAUACAGGACAGGGACAGAUACAGUUCAUGGUGGUGGGUAUGUUUGGAGAGAUACCAGAGCCAGCAAUAGCUGUGGAUGCGAUCAGCAUUGCUCCCUGUGGGGAGAGUUUUCCUCAGUGCAGCUUUGAAGACAGAACUCAUCCUUUCUGUGACUGGAACCAUGUGCUUGGAGAUCCUGGACACUGGAGCUGGGGAAGCAAAAGCGUACCCACCCCCAUCUCAGGGCCCCCCAGAGAGUUCCCAUUUGGAGGGGAUCAUUAUAUUUACUUCGAUUCCGUCAAGUUAUCCCAGGCAGGACAGUCUGCCAAGUUGGUGAGUCCACCCUUCUGUGCCCCUGGGGACGUCUGUGUGGAGUUUGCUUACCACAUGUACGGCCUUGGAGAAGGGACCACACUCAAGCUCCUGCUGGGGAGUCCUGCGGGCAGUUCGCCCGUUUCCCUGUGGAGCCGUGUUGGAUCUCAGAGCACGAGCUGGGUGAACAGCUCUGUCACCAUCCCGAAGGGGCAUCAGCAGCCCAUGCAGUUGUUUCUCGAGGCCACUCGGGGUACCAGCACCGCCUUUGUCGUAGCUGUGAAUUUUAUCUUCAUCACUCAUGGACCAUGUCGGGUAUCGCAGCAGACAGAGAUUCUACCUACUGGUCCUUCUGAAAACAUUGUCUUUAUAGUCCCUACAGAAGCAACCCCUAUUUCCGUAGAAAUAUCUUCCACUCACACUGAAGAGACCACCACCCCUACAGAAGUGGCCACUGUAACUGUGGAGGUGACCAGUGUCCUUCAGGAGAGCAUACCCACAGAAGUGACCAGCGUCUCUCCUGAAGGGACCAGUGUCCUUCAGGGGAGCAUACCCACAGAAGUGACCGCUGUCCCCACAGAAGUGACCAGUGUCUCCCCUGAAGGGACCAGUGUCCUUCAGGGGAGCAUACCCACAGAAGUGACCGCUGUCCCCACAGAAGUGACCAGCGUCUCUCCUGAAGGGACCAGUAUCCUUCAGGAGAGCAUACCCACAGAAGUGACCAGCGUCUCUCCUGAAGGGACCAGUGUCCUUCAGGAGAGCAUACCCACAGAAGUGACCAGUGUCUCUCCUGAAGGGACCAGUGUCCUUCAGGAGAGCAUACCCACAGAAGUGACCAGCGUCUCUCCUGAAGGGACCAGUGUCCUUCAGGAGAGCAUACCCACAGAAGUGACCAGUGUCUCUCCUGAAGGGACCAGUGUCCUUCAGGAGAGCAUACCCACAGAAGUGACCGCUGUCCCCACAGAAGUGACUGCUAUCCCCACCAUCCCUACAGAAGUGACCACUGUCUCUCCUGAAGGGUCCAUCAUCUCUACAGAAGUGACCACUGCCACCACAGAAGUGACCACUGCCACCACAGGAGUGACCACUGCCACCACAGGAGUGACCACCCUCUCUCCUGAAGGGACCAUUAUUCCUACAGAAGUGACCACUGUCUCUACUGAGGAGACCACCACCUCUACAGAAGUGACCACUGUCUCUCCUGAAGAGACUACCAUCCCUACAGAAGUGACCACUGUUUCUCCUGAAGAGACUACCAUCCCUACAGAAGUGACCACUGUCUCUCCUGAAGAGACUACCAUCCCUACAGAAGUGACCACUGUCUCUCCUGAAGAGACCACCACCUCUACAGAAGUGACCACUGUCUCUCCUGAGGAGUCUACCACCCCUCCUGUAGGGAUUACUAUCUCCUCUGAAGAGACCACUGUUCUUACAGAGCAAUCUACUGUCCUCAUGCAAAUGCCCACAACCUGUAGACCACCCUGUCCAAGCCCUUCACAGGUUCCAGGUGUCUUGACGACCAGCAUGGCCACAGCUACAGAGAGCUGCCCUGCAAAUGCCCACUUUGAAUUGUGUGCAUGCCCUGCAUCCUGUGAGAGCCCCAAGCCCAACUGCCAGUCUCCCUGCAGCCCUGGCUGUGUCUGCAAUCCUGGGUUUUUGUUUAGUAACAAUCAAUGCAUCAACGAGUCAGCCUGCAAUUGCUUCUACAACAACAAGUACUAUCAGCCUGGGGAAGAAUGGUUCAGUCCCAACUGCACAGAGCGGUGCCGCUGCAUGCCCGGCAGCCGGAUGGAGUGCCAGAUCUCCCAGUGUGGGACACACACUGUCUGCCAGCUGCAGAACGGCCAGUAUGAAUGCCAGCCCUAUGGUAGUGCUACCUGCCUGGUCUAUGGGGACCUUCAUUUUGUCACCUUUGAUGAGAAGAACAUUGACUUCACAGGGACAUGUACCUAUAUCUUGACCCAAAUCUGCGAGAACACCACAGAACCAUCCUUUAAGAUAACUGCAAGCACUGAGGAACGAGGAGUAGAAGGUGUAUCCUCCCUAGACAAAGUCUUCAUCACCCUGCCAGAGACUACCAUUACCAUGAUCAGGGACAGAUACACACUGAUUGCGGGACAGAGAGUCACCCUCCCAGUGAUACCUUCAAAUGGCAUCUUUGUGGGUCUAAGCGGGCGAUUCGUGGAGCUGAGGACGACAUUUGGUUUGCGUGUGAGAUGGGAUGGUGACAAGCAGCUCUUUGUGACUGUGCCCAGUACCUACUCAGGCAAACUCUGUGGUUUCUGUGGGAACUAUGACGGGGACAGCAGCAAUGAUUACCGGAAGCCGGAUGGCACAAUGACACAGGAUGAGGAUGAGCUGGGGAAGAGCUGGCAGGUAGAAGAGGAAGAGGACAAGAAGUGUCAGAACAAGAAGAGCCCCCCAUCUUGUGAUCCAGCCUUGGGGAGAACUAUGUCGGGGUCCAACUUAUGUGGCCAGCUUGUCGACCCAAAAGGAACCUUUGAGUCAUGCCUGCUCUACAUGAAGGCCUCAUCCUUCUUGGAUAACUGUGUAACAGACAUGUGUAGCUUCCAGGGGCUCCAGCAGAUGCUCUGUGCUCAUAUGUCAGCCAUGACUGCCACCUGCCAAGAAGCCGGCUAUGCUGUGAAGUCCUGGAGGGGACCCGAGUUCUGCCCCUUGGACUGCCCUCAAAAUAGCAGGUACUCCCUGUGUGCCAAACCAUGCCCAGAAACCUGCCAUCCCGGAUCUGCUCUCCAGCCCUGCCCAGAACAGUGUGUGGAAGCCUGCGAGUGUGACCCUGGCUUCGUCCUCAGUGGUUUUGAGUGUGUCCCUCGAUCGCAGUGUGGGUGCACCAAUGUUGAGGGACGCUACUUCAAGAUACAGGAGCAGUGGUUUAAUCCGGACUGCAAAGAGAUCUGCAUUUGCGAAGGCAACAACAGUAUCCGCUGCUGGCCUUGGAAGUGUAAGGCCCAGGAAGCCUGUAGCCAUAAGGAAGGCAUAUUAGGCUGUCAUGCCCAAGGUGAAGCCAUCUGCAUUGCCUCCGGUGACCCCCACUACCUGACAUUUGAUGGAGCUUUGCAUCAUUUUAUGGGCACCUGCACUUACGUACUGACCCGGCCUUGCUGGUCCAAUUCUCUAGACAACUUUGUUGUGAGUGCCACAAAUGAGAUCCGUGAGGGCAACUUGGAAGUCUCCAGUAUCAAAGCUGUCCAUGUGCAGGUCUUUGACCUCAAAAUCUCCCUGUUCAAAGGUCGAAGGGUCAUGCUGAACAACCAACGGGUGGCACUACCUGUGUGGCCUUUAAAAGGACGGGUGGCCAUUAGGCUGAGCGGCAUCUUUGUCCUGCUCUACACGAACUUUGGGCUUCAAGUUCGAUAUGAUGGAAAACACCUGGUGGAGGUGACAGUGCCUUCCUCGUACACUGGCUCACUCUGUGGGAUGUGUGGGAACUACAACAAUAACAGUUUGGAUGACAAUCUGCGUCCAGACGGGAAGCCUGCAGGCAACUCACUUCUGCUGGGAACUGCUUGGAAAAUACUUGAAGCCUCUGAUCCUGGCUGCUUUGUAGCCGGGGGCAAGUCUUCCAGCUGUGAGGAGAACAACAUGGACGAGAGCUGGAGUAAAAAGUGCUCCAUCUUGAUGAACCCUCUUGGGCCUUUCUCCAAUUGCCACGAGGCGGUGCCCCCGCAGGCCAGCUUCUCCAGUUGUGUGUAUGGCCAGUGUGGGACCAAAGGGGACAUCCUGGCACUGUGCCGCUCUCUGCAGGCCUACGCAUCCCUGUGUGCCCAAGCUGGCCAGGUGAUUACCUGGCGCAACAGCACCUUCUGCCCUCUGAGGUGCCCACCCAUGAGCAGCUACAACCCAUGUGCCAACCCCUGCCCAGCCACCUGCCUCACCCUAAGCACCGCAAGAGACUGUCCAGACCUGCCCUGUGUCGAGGGCUGUGAAUGCCAGAAAGGCCACAUCCUGAGUGGAACCACCUGUGUGCCUCUCAGACAGUGUGGCUGCAGCGACCAGGACGGCUCCUACCACCUGUUGGGGGAGAGCUGGUACACAGAGAAGACCUGCACCACCCUCUGCACAUGCUCCGUCCACAGCAAUGUCACCUGCAGCAGCACGGCCUGUGAGGCCAACCAAGUGUGCUUGCGCCAGGAUGGGCUGCUGCGCUGUGCUGCAGAGAUGGCAGAGUGUCACAUCUCAGAGGAUUCUCAGAUUGUGAGCUUUGAUGGCCAUAGCCAUCCUAUCCAAGACACAUGUACUUACAUCAUGGUCAAAGUGUGCCACCCCAACAUGAACCUGCCUUUCUUCACGAUCAGUGCCAAGACUAGCAGGGACACCCACAGUAAAAUCAAGACUUUCAGUGUCUAUCAGCUGUACAUUGACAUCUUCAACUUCCGAGUCAUUCUGCAGAGAGACCAUUUAGUCCUGAUCAAUAACACGCCAGUCACCCUUCCUGCCACGACCCAGAUCCCAGGAGUCAGCAUCACGACUGAAGACGUCUAUACCAUUGUCACAAUUAAGGACGAAGUUCAAGUCAAAUUUGAGAGCAACAGUUUCUUAGAUAUCAAAAUUCCUGCAUCCUCUAAUGAAAAGGUCUGCGGGGUAUGCGGGAAUUUCAAUAGCGAAGAAGAGGAUGAACUCAUGACAUCCAGUGAUGAACUAGCUUAUGAGGAGGCGGAGUUCAUGGAGAGCUGGAAAGAUAAGGACAUCGACCCCAAUUGCCAGAACAUGGAAGAGCAGAGCCUCCAAGUGGAGCAGCAGGAGAUCAUGAAUGGAAAGUGCAAGGUCAUUGACUUCGAGAAAGCCCUGGCAUACUGCCAGGCUGCCCUCCAGAGUUCUGCCUGGGCCCAGUGUGCCGCCCGGGUACCCCUCAAGCCCUUCCUUCUGGGAUGUAUGAAAAACUUCUGUGAGUUCAAAGAGCUCUUCCGUGCCCUCUGUGAGGCUCUGCAGUCCUUCGAGGACGCCUGCCAGAACCACGGGCUCAAGCCGCCCAUCUGGAGGAACAGCAGCUUCUGCGCUCUGGAAUGCCCAGCUCACAGUCACUACACAAACUGCCUUCCCUCUUGUCCACCUUCCUGCUUGGACCCGGACAGCCGCUGUGAGGGCUCUGGCCAUAAAGUCCCUGCCACUUGCAGGGAGGGCUGCAUUUGUCAACCGGGCUACGUGCUGAACAAUGACAAGUGUGUGCUCAAAACUCACUGUGGCUGCAAGGAUGCCCAGGGUGUCUUCGUCCCGGAAGGCAAGAACUGGAUCUCCAGCAGCUGUACCCAGAACUGUGUCUGCAUUGGAGGGGCCAUCGAGUGCCAGAAUUUCCAGUGUCCCUUGGGGGCUCAGUGCCAGGACAACGAGGACGGCAGCAGUAACUGUGUCAAAAUCACUCUGCAGUGCCCGGCCCACAGCCUCUACACCAACUGCCUUCCCCCCUGUCCGCCUUCCUGCUCCGACCCUGAUGGCCACUGCAAGGGCAGCAGCCCCAACCUCCCCUCCGCCUGCAAAGAAGGCUGCCUCUGCCUCCCUGGCUUUGUGCUUGAAAAGGACAAGUGUGUACCCAGAAUCCAGUGUGGCUGCAAAGACACCCAGGGUGCCUUCAUCCCAGCAGGCAAGACUUGGAUGUCCACAGGCUGUACCCAGAGCUGUACCUGUAUGAGAGGGGCCAUCAGGUGCCGGGAUUUCCAGUGUCCCUCGGGGACUCACUGCAAGGACGAGGACGGCAGCAGUGACUGUGUCAAAAUCACUUUCCAGUGCCCGGCCCACAGCCAGUACACCAACUGCCUUCCCCCCUGCCCACCUUCCUGCUCGGACCCAGAUGCCCACUGUGAGGGUGCCGUCACCACAGCCCCCUCUACCUGCAGGAAGGGCUGCAUCUGUCAACCGGGCUAUGUGUUGGAUAAAGACAAGUGUGUGCUCAGAAUUGAGUGUGGCUGCCAAGACACCCAGGGUGUCUUCAUCCCGGCAGGCAAGACCUGGACUUCUAGGGGCUGCACCCAGAGCUGUACCUGCACGGGAGGCGUUAUCCACUGCCAGACUUUCCAGUGUUCCCCAGGGACCUACUGCAAGGACAGUGAUGAUGGCAGCAGUCACUGCGCCAAAAUCACUCUGCAGUGCCCAGCCCACAGCCAGUACACCGACUGCCUGCCCUCCUGUCAGCCUUCCUGCCUGGACCCAGACGCCCACUGUGAGGGUGCCGUCACCAAAGCCCCCUCUACCUGUGAGGAGGGCUGUGUCUGCCAACAUGACUAUGUGCUGCAUGACGACAAGUGUAUACCCAGAAUUGAGUGUGGCUGCCAAGACACCCAGGGCAUCCUCAUCCUGGCAGGCAAGACCUGGAUCUCCAGAGGCUGUUCCCGGAGCUGUACCUGCAUGGGAGGGGUCAUCCAGUGCCAGACUUUCCAGUGCCCCCCAGAGACCUACUGCCAGGACGGUGGCAAGGGUGACACCAGUGACUGUGUCAACAUAACUCUGCAGUGCCCCGCCCACAGCCGCUACACCAGCUGCCUACCUUCUUGUCUGCCUUCCUGCUGGGACCCAGAAGGCCUCUGUGAGGGCACCAGCACCACAGCCCCCUCCACCUGUAAGGAGGGCUGUGUCUGUCGAGAUGGCUUUGUGCUGCAUGAAGACAAGUGUAUGCUCAGAAUUCUGUGUGACUGCAAAGACGCCCAGGGCGCUCUCAUCCCAGCGGACAAGACCUGGAUCAACAGAGGCUGUUCACAAACCUGUACCUGUGUGGGAGGGGUCAUCCACUGCAGGGAGUUCCAGUGUCCCUCGGGGACUUUCUGCAGCGACAUGGAGGAUGGCAACAGUAACUGCACCAAAAUCACUCUGCAGUGCCCGGCCCACAGCCAGUUCACAGCCUGCCUCCCCCCCUGUCCGCCUUCCUGCUCCAACCCGGAUGGCCACUGUGAGGACGUCAGCACCAAAGCCCCCUCCAGCUGCAAGGAGGGCUGUGUCUGUCAUCCAGGCUUUGUGUUGAAUGAGGACAAGUGUAUACCCAGAAUUCAGUGUGGCUGCAAAGACACUCAGGGUAUCUUCAUCCCGGCAGGCAAGACCUGGACCUCCAGAGGCUGCACCCAGAGCUGUGCCUGCACGGGAGGGGCCAUCCAGUGCCAGAAUUUCCGGUGUCCCUCAGGGACCUAUUGCCAUGACACCAAUGAUGGCAACAGUAACUGCACCAAAAUCACUCUGCAGUGCCCCGCCCACAGCCUACUCACCAACUGCCUACCUUCCUGCCUGCCGUCCUGCUGGGACCCAGAAGGCCUCUGUAGUGGCACCAGCCAUAACGUUCCCUCCACCUGCAAAGAAGGCUGCGUCUGUCAACCUGGCUAUCUGCUAUAUAACGACAAGUGUGUGCUCAAAAUUCAGUGUGGCUGCAAAGAUGCCCAGGGUGUUGUCAUCUCAGCAGACAAGACCUGGAUCAACAGAGGCUGCACCCAGAGCUGUACCUGCUCAGGAGGGGCCAUCCAGUGCAAGGAGUUCCAGUGUCCCCCAGACACUUACUGCAAGGACAUGGAGGAUGGCAACAGUAACUGCACCAAAAUCACUCUGCAGUGCCCGGCCCACAGCUACUACACCACCUGCCUUCCCCCCUGUCCACCUUCCUGCUCCGACCCUGAUGCCCACUGUGAGGGUGCCAUCACCAAAGCCCCCUCUACCUGCAAGGAGGGCUGUGUCUGCCAACCUGGCUUUGUGCUAUAUAACGACAAGUGUAUACUCAGAAUUGAGUGUGGCUGCAAAGAUGCCCAGGGCGUCCUCAUCCCGGCGGACAAGACCUGGAUCAACAGAGGCUGCACCCAGAGCUGUACCUGCAUGGGAGGGGUCAUCCAGUGCCAGACUUUCCAGUGUCCCUCGGAGACCUACUGCAAGGACACCGAGGAUGGCAACAGUAACUGUGCCAAAAUCACUCUGCACUGCCCGGCCAACAGCUACUUCACCGCCUGCCUGCCCUCCUGCCAGCCUUCCUGCUCUAAUAUGAAUGCCCACUGUGAGGGCCCCAGCACUAAAGCCUCCUCCACCUGCAAGGAGGGCUGCGUCUGUCAAUCUGGCUAUGUGCUGCAAGACGACAAGUGUGUACCCAAAAGUCAUUGUGGCUGCCAAGAUGCUCAGGGUGCUCUCAUCCCGGAAGGCAAGACCUGGAUCACCAGAGGCUGUGCUCAGAGUUGUGACUGCGUGGGAGGGGUCAUCCAGUGCAGGACUUUCCAGUGUCCCUCGGGGACCUACUGCAAGGACAGUGAGGACGACGACAGUCGCUGCACCAAGAUCACUCUGCAGUGCCCGGCCCGCAGCCGCUACACCAGCUGCCUGCCCCCCUGCCCACCCACGUGCUCGGACCCACAGGGGCUCUGUGGGGGCACCAGCCCUAAAGUCCCCUCCACCUGCAAGGAGGGCUGCGUCUGUCGAGCUGGCUUUGUGCUGCAGGAUGACAAGUGUAUGCUCAGAACUCUGUGUAGCUGCAGAGAUGCCCAGGGCGCUCUCAUCCCGCCAGACAAGACCUGGACCUCCAGAGGCUGCACCCAGAGGUGUACCUGUGUAGCAGGGACAAUCCACUGCAGGAAUAUGCAGUGUCCCUCGGGGACUUUCUGCAAGAACAUGGCUGACGGCAGCAGUAACUGCACCAAGAUCACUCUGCAGUGCCCGGCCCACAGCCAGUUCACAGCCUGCCUCCCCCCCUGUCCACCUUCCUGCUCCAACCCGGAUGGCCACUGUGAGGACGUCAGCACCAAAGCCCCCUCCAGCUGCAAGGAGGGCUGCGUCUGCGAUCACGGCUUUGUGCUCAACGAGGACAAGUGUAUACCCAGAAUCCAGUGUGGCUGCAAAGAUACCAGGGGUGACCUCAUUCCACCAGGCAAGACCUGGACCUCCAGAGGCUGCACCCAGAGCUGUGCCUGCGUGGGAGGUGAUGUCCAGUGUCAGACUUUCCAGUGUCCCCAAGGGACCUACUGCAAAGACAGUGACGAUGACAGCAGUCACUGCGCCAAGAUCACUCUGCAGUGCCCAGACCACACCCACUACACCGCCUGCCUUCCCUCCUGUCAGCCUUCCUGCUCGGACCCAGAGGGACACUGUGAGGGCACCAGCCUUAAAGUCCCCUCCACCUGUAAGGAGGGCUGCGUCUGCCAACCUGACUACGUGCUACAUAAUGACAAGUGUGUGCUCAGAACUCAGUGUGACUGCAGAGAUGCCCGGGGUGUCCUCAUCCCGGCAGGCAAGACAUGGACCUCCACAGGCUGCACCCAGAGCUGUACCUGCAUGGGAGGGGCUGUUCAGUGCCAGAAUUUCCAGUGUCCCUCAGAGACUUACUGCAAGGACAAUAAUGACGGCACCAGUAACUGUGUUAAAAUAACUCUGCAGUGCCCAACCCACAGCCUAUUCACUGACUGCCUACCCCCUUGUCUACCUACCUGCUUGGACCCGGAUGGCCUCUGUAAGGGAACCAGUCCCAAAGUCCCCUCCACUUGCAAGGAGGGCUGCAUCUGUCAAUCUGGCUAUGUGCUGCAGAAUGACAAGUGUAUGCUCAGAACUCUGUGUGGCUGCAAAGAUGCCCAGGGUGCUCUCAUCCCAGAAGGCAAGACCUUGGUCUCCAAAGGCUGUACCCAGAGCUGUGCCUGCAGGGCAGGGAGCAUCCACUGCCUGGAUUUCCAGUGUCCUCCAGGGACUUACUGCAAGAAUGACAAUGAUGACAGCAGUCACUGUGCUGAAAUCCCUCUGCAGUGUCCAGUCAACAGCAGCUUCACCGCCUGCCUGCCCUCCUGCCCACCCUCUUGCUUGGACCCAGAGGGCCACUGUGGAGGCACCGGCCUCAAAGUCCCCUCCGCCUGCAAAGAAGGCUGCCUCUGCCACUCUGGCUUUGUGCUUGAUAACGACAAGUGUGUCCCCAGAAUUCACUGUGGCUGCAAAGGUGCCCAGGGUGCUCUCAUCCCGGCAGGCAAGACCUGGACUCCUAGAGGCUGCACCCAGAGCUGUACCUGCAUGGGAGGGGCUGUUCAGUGCCGACAUUUCCAGUGUCCCUCAGAGACUUACUGCAAGGACAAUAGUGACGGCACCAGUGACUGUGUUAAAAUAACUCUGCAGUGCCCGGCCCACAGCCUCUACACCGACUGCCUGCCCUCCUGCCAGCCUUCCUGCUCCGACCCAGAUGCCCACUGUGAGGGCACCAGUCCUAAAGUCCCUUCUACCUGCAAGGAGGGCUGCGUCUGCCAACCGGGCUAUGUGCUGAGUAAUGACAAGUGUGUGCUCAAAACUGAAUGUGACUGCAAAGACACCCAGGGUCCUCUCAUUCCAGCAGGCAAGACCUGGAUCACCAGAGGCUGCACCCAGAGCUGUACCUGCACAGGAGGCGUCAUCCACUGCCAGAAUUUCCGGUGUCCCCAAGGGACCUACUGCAAGGACAACAAUGAUGGCAGCAGUCACUGUGCUAAAAUAACUCUGCAGUGCCCAGACCACAGCCACUUCACUGACUGCCUUCCCUCCUGCCCACCUUCCUGUGCCGAUCUGGAUGCCCACUGUGAGCACACCAGUCCCAAAGUCCCCUCUACGUGCAAGGAGGGCUGCCUCUGUCAACCUGGCUACUUCCUGAACAAUGACAAGUGUGUGCUCCGAAUUCACUGUGACUGCAAAGAUGUCCAUGGUAGCCUCAUUCCGGCAGGCAAGACCUGGAUCUCCAAGGGCUGUACCCAGGACUGUGCCUGCACAGGAGGAGAUGUCCAGUGCCAGAAUUUCCAGUGUCCCUCAGGGACCUUCUGCAAGGACAGUAGUGAUGGCAACAGUCACUGUGUCAAAAUCACUCUGCAGUGCCCGGCUCACAGCCAUUUCACCAGCUGCCUUCCCUCCUGCCCACCUUCCUGCUCUGUUCUGGAUGGCCACUGUGAGGAAAACAGCUCCAAAGUUCCCGCAACCUGUAGGGAGGGCUGCCUCUGUCAGCCUGGCUACUUGUUGAAUAAUGACAAGUGUGUGCUCCGAAUCCAGUGUAGCUGCAAAGACGCCCACGGUGGCCUCAUUCCCGCAGGCAAGACCUGGAUCACCAAAGGCUGCACGGAGAGCUGUAACUGCAUGGGAGGGACCAUCCAGUGCAGGACUUUCCAGUGUUCCCCAGGGACCUACUGCAAGGACAGCAGUGACGGCAGCAGUCACUGUGUCAAAAUCACUCUGCAGUGUCCUGCCCACAGCCGCUACACAAACUGCCUUCCCCCAUGUCUACCUUCCUGUACCGAUCCGGAUGCCCACUGUGAGGGCACCAGCCCCCAAGUCCCCUCCACCUGCAAGGAGGGCUGCCUCUGCCAACCUGGCUACGUGGUGAAUAACGACAAGUGUGUGCUCCAAAUCCACUGUGGCUGCAAAGAUGCCCAGGGUGCUCUUGUUCCGGCAGGCGAGACCUGGGUCUCCAGUGGCUGCACCCAGAGCUGUACCUGCGUGGGAGGGGCUAUCCAAUGUCGAAGCUUCAACUGCCCCCCAGGGACUCAGUGCCAGGAUGGCCGGGACGGCCACGUUAACUGCACCAAAAUCCCUCUGCAGUGCCCCGCCCACAGCCGCUACACCAGCUGCCUACCUUCUUGUAUACCUUCCUGCUCGGACCCAGAAGGCCUCUGUGGGGGCACCAGCCCAAGAGUCCCCUCCACCUGUAAGGAGGGCUGUAUCUGUCGAGCUGGCUUUGUGUUGCAUAACAACAAGUGUAUGCUCAGGAUUCUGUGUGGUUGCAAAGAUGCCCAGGGCGCUCUCAUCCCGGCAGAAAAGUCCUGGCUCUCCAAGGGCUGUACCCAGAACUGUACCUGUGUGGCAGGAAAGAUUCAUUGCCGGGAUAUCCAGUGUCCCUCGGGGACUCACUGCAAGGACGAUGAUGAUGGCAGCAGUCACUGUGUCAAAGUUGCUCUGAAAUGCCCACCCCACAGCUACUACACCAACUGCCUUCCUUCCUGUAUCCCAUCCUGCUCCAACCUGAAUGAGCACUGUGAGGUCCCCAGCGUCACAGGCCCCUCUACCUGCAAAGAAGGCUGCCUCUGUCAGUCUGGCUUUGUGCUCAAUAAGGACAAGUGUGUACUCAGAAUUCAGUGUGGCUGCAAAGACUCCCAGGGUGCCCCCAUUCCGGCAGGCAAGACCUGGAUUGCCACAGGCUGCUCCCAGAAAUGUACCUGCGAGGGCGGACUGGUUCAGUGUCACGAGUUCCAGUGCCCCUCGGGGACUCAGUGCCAGGACAUCGAGGAUGGCAGCAGUGACUGUGCCGAAAUCACUCUGCAGUGCCCCGCUCACAGUCGCUACACCGACUGCCUGCCCUCCUGCCAGCCUUCCUGCCUGGACCCUGAGGGCUUCUGCAAGGGCGUCAGCCCCAAAGCCUUCACCUGCAAGGAGGGCUGCAUCUGUCAGUCUGGCUAUGUGCUGAGUGGUGACAAGUGUAUUCCCAAGAUUCAGUGUAACUGCAAAGAUCCCCACGGUGACCUCAUCUUGGCAGGCAAGACAUGGAUCUCCAGUGGCUGUACCCAGAGCUGUACCUGCGUCAAUGGGGCCAUCGAGUGCCACACCUUCACCUGCCCCUCGGACACCCACUGCCAGCACAGUGAUGAUGGCAGCAGUAACUGUGCCUCCAACACCCCUCCAUGCCCAGCCUACAGCCACCUGACCGACUGCCUGCCCUCCUGUCUGCCUUCCUGCCUGGAUCCUGAUGCCCACUGUGAGGGCACCAGCCCCAAAGUCCCUGCUGUCUGCAAGACAGGCUGCCUCUGUCAACCGGGCUAUGUGCUGAAUAACGACAAGUGCAUCCCCAGAAUUGAGUGUGGCUGCAAAGAUUCCCAGGGCACUCUCAUUCCAGAAAGCAAGACGUGGAUCUCCAGUGGGUGUACCCAGAGCUGUACCUGCAGGGGAGGGGCUGUUCAGUGCCAGGACUUCAAAUGCCCAGUAGGGACCCAUUGCCAGCACAGUGUAGACGGCAGCAGUCACUGUGCCAGCGACGCUCUGCACUGCCCGGCCCACAGCCUCUACACCGCCUGCCUUCCGUCCUGUCUGCCUUCCUGCUCGGACCCAGAGGGCCUCUGCGAUGGCUCCAGCACCAAGGUCCCCUCCUCCUGCAGGGAGGGCUGUGUCUGCCGAUCUGGCUAUGUGCUGCAUGAAGACAAGUGUGUGCUUAGAAUUCACUGUGCCUGCAAAGUCUCCCACGGUAGCCUCAUCCAGACCGGCCAGACAUGGAUCUCCACUCACUGUACCCAGAUUUGUGCAUGCAAGGGAGGACUCUUUCAGUGCCAAAAAUUCCAGUGCCCCUCAGGGACCCAGUGCGAAAAAUAUGAAGACGGCAGCAGUAACUGUGUCUCCAACACUCUGCAGUGCCCAGACAACAGCCUCUACACCACCUGCCUGCCCCCCUGUCUGCCUUCCUGCUCCAACCCAAAUGGGCACUGUGAGGGCAUCAGCACCAAAGUCGCCCCCACGUGCAAGGAGGGCUGCGUCUGUCGACCUGGCUACCUGCUCAACAAGGACACCUGUGUGCACAGAGACCAAUGUGGCUGCAAGGAUGUUAAGGGUGACCUCAUCCCGGCGGGCAAGGCCUGGAUCUCUAGUGGCUGCACCCAGAGCUGUGCCUGCGAGAGUGGGGACAUUCAGUGCCGGGACUUCAGCUGCCCGUCGGGCACCCACUGCCAGCACAAUGAAGACGGCAGCAGCAGCUGUGCAGCCAACAAAUUGGAAAAGUGUACCAUCUUUGGGGACCCCUAUUACCACACUUUUGAUGGCUUGAGCUACCGCUUCCUGGGCCGGAUGAACUACUACCUCAUCAAGACAGUGGACAAGCUCCCAGAGGGGGUGGAGCACCUGGUCAUAGAGGGGCGCAACAAAGUGACCUCCACAGAGAGUCCGACUUUGCACGAAGUGACCACCAUCGUCUAUGGCUAUAAAAUCCAGCUCCAAGAAGGGCUUCUAGUUUUGGUCAACAAUCAGAAGGUGUCGGUCCCCUACAAUCCAAACAACCACCUGCAGAUCAUCUUGCGGGCACAGCGGCUGUUUCUCAUCACUGACUUUGAAAUGGUGGUGGACUUUGACGGAGAACACAAUGCAGUGAUCUCCCUGCCUACCAUGUACCAUGGGCUGGUACGGGGCCUGUGUGGAAACUAUGACAAGAACCGAGACAACGAUUUCAUGUUGCCCAAUGACAUGCUCACCUCAAACCUCAAUACCUUUGGCGACAGUUGGGAGGUGAAGGUGGAUACCCCCUUCCGAUUGCCAAGGGCCCUGCCAGAAGAAGACGAAGGAGAGGAAAAUCCUGACCUUCUGCUCUCAGAGUGCAGCCCAGAGCAGACAGCGCUCAUCAGCAGCACCCAGGCCUGCAGAGUGCUGGUGGACCCCCAGGGCCCGUUUGCUGCCUGCCACCAGAUCAUAGCCCCAGAGCCCUUCGAGCAGCACUGUAUGUCUGACAUGUGCGCUGGAUGGAAAACCAAAGAAGAGGAGGAGCUUCGCUGCCGGGUCCUCAGUGGAUAUGCCAUCAUUUGCCAGGAGGCCGGUGCCAACAUGACUGGCUGGCGGGACCAGACACACUGUGCCAUGACAUGCCCUGCCAACACUGUGUACCAGCGCUGUAUGACGCCCUGCCCAGCAUCCUGUGCCAAAUUUGUGACCCCCAAGGUCUGUGAAGGCCCCUGUGUGGAGGGCUGUGCCAGUAUCCCAGGCUACAUCUACAGUGACACCCAGAGCCUCCCUGUGGCACACUGCGGCUGCACUGCCAGUGGCAUCUAUUACAAGCUGGGUGACAGCUUUGUAACUGACGACUGCUCCCAGCAGUGCACCUGUGCAAGCCAGGGGACCCUGCUGUGUGAGCCCUACGGCUGCAGAGCCCCAGAGUCCUGCACCGUGGCCAACUUCACUCGAGGCUGCUUCCGGGAUAGCCCGUGUCUACAGAACCCCUGUCACAACGAUGGCCGGUGUCAGGAGCAGGGGGCCACCUUCAUCUGCCACUGUGACCCUGGUUAUGGAGGAGCACUGUGCACGGAACCUCGGGAUAUCCCACCCAGAAAAAAGCUAGAAUCCUCCACCUUGCUGGCCAUCCUGCCAGGCGUGUUUGCGAUGGUGUUGGCCCCUUUCUUACUGCCCAGGAUGUAUGUUUACAUGACCACGAGAACUGCCACAGCGAGGAAAGUGUUGAGACGAAAUAGACACAGGCUGGAGGACACAGAUGUUCCAGAGCCUGCCUUCAAAACCACCGAGUUCUGACUUAUCCUCAAACAAACAGAUAAAAAUAAUUUAUUUUUUUAAAUACUUUUUUUUUAAA